AAUAUUUCAUGCCAAGUGGGCAGCUUUAUCAGCUCGCUGUAAACUGAUAAUCCUGCCGGGAGAUUAGCCGGGUCAAUGUCACGUGACGAGGGUACCACCGUGCCGAUUAGGACGAAGGAUUACCGCAGGAGUCAUUACCUCCGCGAGGGUAGCAAAGCGGAUUUAAACUCAGCCUUGGAUACACGUGAAAGCAGCCUUCCCAGACACACUGACAGACGGAGAGACCCCAGGGCUGCAGUGGGAGGAUUGAGGUGGAUGUCAGAGAUGGAGACGUUAGUGCAGAACGCGGACCCCACACAGAAGGAGAAGAUAGUUGAGUCAGUCCGACCUGUCAUACAUGACUUCAAUCACCAAGACAGUCUAUUUGCUAACUCAUUUUCGGCUAAAUCCCACUUCAUUGUACACCCCGAAUGGAACUCGGAGGGAGUGAACCCUCCAGCUUCGAAGCCCCUAGAUCGAGCUCCAUGGGCGUGGGAACAACCCCGCUACAGGCAGAAUGUACAAUACCCCACGACGUAUGAGACCCCGGUGUAUAACGAGGGGUCUAACGCGCAGUACCAGCCCCGGGUCGCUGACGGCUACGGGGUGCAGGACAUGGGGGUGGAGACGCUACAGUCAUAUCCUCAGUUGACUGAACUGGAAAACGCCAAGCCCGAGUGCUUCAGGACAAACGGGGAAGAGACGUCCACCUUGCCGUACCAGCAUCAGACCACGAUGGAGGAAAGGGCGCGACUACAAUGGCAUCUGCAUUAUUGAGACUAAACUACUCCAGUAUUACAAUAUUAUUGUCGGGCCAUCACAGAUUAUUAACUGUUCUUCGGAAUUUCACCGAUAACAAUAAAAAAAAUCGUUAGAAAAAAGUAGCUAUAUUUUCUAAAGAUUAAUGUGGUGUGUUUAUUUUCUAUUUUCUGAUCAUGAAGAGGUACUUUAUAAUGUUCCUUAAAUACCACAUUGCCUAAAUAUUAAAGGUAAAACGAGUAGGCAAUCAUGAAAUGUAUACUUCACUCUUUGAAAACACAACCUCGAUUAUCCAGUGUGUUAUAUCUCCUACCAUUUUGAUACAUAUAGAAGGCAGCGACACUGGAUAAUUGAAGCCGUUGGAAGCCAUAAUUGUCAUUUCCCCAAACAGGUAAUAUGAUUUUGGAGAAAAUGCGGAGCAAAAACAAUCCAUUUAUCGGGGCCUGGUAAAUACAAUGUGUACAUCUAUUUUCCUGUCCGGUAGGUAUAGGGGUUCUUAUAGCACGGGCUUCUUGUAGACGUAAUUUUCACCUCGUUGUGUGGAUCACUGUUUUACUGUGUUGUGACGUAACACUUAGAUACAGCAAGGGCUCAAACUUGUGAUACACAUAUCUGUUGUCAUUUAUGGCCGAUCAAAACACUAUCUUCCGGAAUACGAACUUUCAUCGUGUGUACACUGAAGGGCUUAUCGAUUUUCAAUUAUCGACUUCGAAUGUCUGCAAAUAAGAUUUGCCUUGUUGUACAUAUAAGCAAUCCAUAUUAUUUAUUACCUUGCAGUAUUGGAUAAAUAUCAUUCAAUAAAAUACUCUCAACAGUU
Messenger RNA from Haliotis rufescens (red abalone), 1555 nucleotides. RefSeq lists its product as uncharacterized. The coding region runs from base 76 to 756 and encodes 226 amino acids. The transcript is spliced from 3 exons. NCBI's taxonomy places the organism in Eukaryota, Metazoa, Mollusca, Gastropoda, Lepetellida, Haliotidae. The record is from RefSeq and is a predicted model, not a curated record.